Messenger RNA from Ylistrum balloti, 570 nucleotides. RefSeq names its product ADP-ribosylation factor-like. Gene Ontology annotation, cellular component: cytoplasm; plasma membrane. The transcript is spliced from 4 exons. The record is from RefSeq and is a predicted model, not a curated record. NCBI's taxonomy places the organism in Eukaryota, Metazoa, Mollusca, Bivalvia, Pectinida, Pectinidae. Gene Ontology annotation, biological process: vesicle-mediated transport; intracellular protein transport. Bases 1 to 570 code for a protein of 189 amino acids. Gene Ontology annotation, molecular function: GTPase activity; GTP binding.
AUGGGGUCAUUAUUGACGAAGCUUGCUGAUGUAAUGCACAGUUUCUCUAGUGGAUCUACAACUCGGAUUCUAAUGCUGGGAUUAGAUGCGGCAGGUAAGACGACGGUCCUGUACAAGAUCAAACUAAACGAGAACGUGUGUACCAUCCCGACGAUCGGGUUUAACGUGGAGGAGGUAUCCCCGUGUAAGGGUGUGUCCUUUACCGUAUGGGAUGUCGGCGGUCAGGACAAGAUCCGACCGUUGUGGAGACAUUACUAUCAAGACACCGAAGGUCUGGUUUACGUCGUAGACAGCAAUGACAGGGAAAGGAUAAAUGAGGCCCGGGAGGAACUCUUCGGUAUACUAAAUAAUGAUGAGAUGAGAGGUGUUCCGGUGGUUGUGCUUGCGAACAAACAGGAUCUGCCACACGCCAUGAACACAGCCGAGGUAGCCGACAGGAUGUGUCUAAUGAAACUGACUGGGCGGAAGUGGUUUGUACAAGGAACAUGCGCAAUGACAGGGGACGGUAUAUAUGAAGGCAUGAGAGAGAUGGCGAGACUUACCAAAGAAAACAAAAAGAACCAUAGAUGA